This is a messenger RNA of Ochotona princeps (American pika), 3820 nucleotides long. It is a transcript of the gene TLR3, whose product is annotated as toll like receptor 3. The record is from RefSeq and is a predicted model, not a curated record. The coding region runs from base 185 to 2902 and encodes 905 amino acids. Gene Ontology annotation, cellular component: membrane. Gene Ontology annotation, molecular function: protein binding; transmembrane signaling receptor activity. The transcript is spliced from 5 exons. Gene Ontology annotation, biological process: toll-like receptor signaling pathway; immune response; inflammatory response. NCBI's taxonomy places the organism in Eukaryota, Metazoa, Chordata, Mammalia, Lagomorpha, Ochotonidae.
CAAGCUCCCACUAUAAAAGCGUGUGUGUGUGUGUGUGUGUGUGUGUGUGUGUGUUUUAAACUUCAGUUUCACUUUCGAGAUUGCAGUAAACUUGCCACACACAGCUACCCAAUGAAAACGUCUGUAUUUGGACUCAUAAGAAAAGGAACAGCCAGCAUUCGUCGGCACCAGUGAAGGCAGAAUUAUGAUACGGAAUACGCCUUAUCAUAUCUGCUCCUUUGGGGGACUGUUGUUCUUUUGGAUUCUGGGUACAUCCUCUAGCAACAAAUGCACGGUGAGACAGGAAUUGGCCGAUUGCAGUCAUCUCAAGUUGACUCAAGUACCUGGUGACCUCCCCAGGAACAUAACAGUGUUGAAUCUCACCCACAACCAGAUCAAAAGAUUGCCACCUGCCAACUUUACAAGAUACAGCCUACUUACUAUCUUAGAUGGAGGAUUUAACACCAUCUCAAAAUUGGAGCCAGAAUUGUGCCAAAACCUUCCUCUUCUGAAGGUGUUGAAUCUCCAACACAAUGAGCUCUCUCAGCUCACUGAUAAAACCCUCUUCUUCUGUACAAACUUGACUGAACUCCAUCUACAGUCCAACUCAAUUCAGAAAAUUCUAAAUGAUCCCUUUAAAAACCAGAAGAAUUUAAUCAAAUUAGAUCUGUCUCAUAAUGGCUUAAAAUCUACAAGACUGGGAACUCAGCUCCAACUGAAAAAUCUCCAAGAGCUUAUACUGUCAAACAAUAAAAUUAAGGCACUAAGAAGUGAAGAACUUGCUUUCCUUGGUAAUUCUUCUUUAAAAAAAUUAGACUUGUCAUCAAAUCAAAUUAAAGAGUUUUCUCCGAGGUGUUUUCAUGCAAUUGGACAAUUGUUUGGUCUCAGUCUGAACAAUGCCCAGCUGGGCCCUAAUCUCACAGAAAAGCUUUGUUUGGAGUUAUCACACACAAGCAUUCAGAAUCUGUCUCUGAGUAACACCCAGCUGACUAGAAUCAACAACGUGACUUUCCUGGGACUGAAGCCCACCAACCUCACCAUGUUGGACCUUUCCCACAAUAGUCUCAAUUCGAUCGAUGAUGACUCCUUUGCCUGGCUCCCACAUCUAAAAUAUCUCUUUAUGGAGUACAAUAACAUAGCACAUUUGUCUUCUCACUCCCUUAAUGGACUUUCCAAUGUGAUAUACCUUAACUUAAAGCGAUCUUUUUCUAAACAAACUAUGUCCCUUGCCUCAUUGCCCAAGAUUGAUGAUUUUGCCUUUCAGUCGCUAAAAUGCUUAGAACAUCUGAACCUGGAAGACAAUGAUAUCCCAAGUAUAAAAAGCAACAUGUUUACAGGACUGGUAAACCUGAGGUAUCUAAGUCUAUCCAACUCCUUCACAAAUGUACGAACUUUAACAAAUGAAACAUUUUUGUCACUUGCUCAUUCUCCCUUACUCAUCCUCAACCUAACCAAAAAUAAAAUCUCAAAAAUAGGAAAUGGUUCUUUCUCUUGCCUGGGCCACCUAAAAGUGCUUGACCUUGGUCUUAAUGAAAUUGAGCAAGAACUCACUGGCCAGGAAUGGAGAGGACUUGCAAGCAUUUUUGAAAUCUACCUUUCCUACAACAAAGGCCUGCAAUUCACCAGCCACUCCUUUGCCCUGGUUCCAAGCCUUCAAAGACUGAUGCUGCGAAGGGUAGCCCUUAAAAAUGUGGAUAUUUCCCCUUCGCCUUUCUAUCCUCUUCAUAACUUGACCAUUUUGGAUUUAAGCAACAACAACCUAGCCAACAUAAAUGAUGAAAUGUUGGAGGGUCUUGAAAACCUAGAAAUUCUGGAUUUGCAGCACAACAACUUGGCAAGACUCUGGAAACAAGCUAACCCUGGUGGUCCUGUUCUUUUCCUCAAGGGUCUUUCCCACCUUCAUAUCCUCAACUUAGAGUCUAAUGGCUUCGAUGAGAUCCCACCUGGGACUUUCAAGGGCUUAGCUCAAUUACAGAGCAUCAACUUAGCCUUGAAUAACUUGAAUAUACUUCCACCAUCUGUCUUUGAUGAUCAGGUAUCCCUGAGAUCACUGAACCUUCAAAAGAAUCUCAUAACAUCCGUUGACAAGAAUGUUUUUGGGUUAAUUUUCAAGAACCUGAGUGAUUUGGAUAUGCGCUUUAAUCCAUUUGAUUGUACUUGUGAAAGUAUUGCUUGGUUUGCUAAUUGGAUUAAUAAGACACACACCAACAUCUCUGAGCUAUCAAGUCAUUAUCUUUGCAAUACUCCACCUCAGUAUCAUGGCUUCCCAGUGAUGCUUUUUGAUACAUCAUCCUGCAAAGACAGUGCACCGUUUGAACUCCUUUUCAUGGUCAAUACCAGUUUCCUAUUGUUUUUUAUCUUAGUUGUACUGCUUGUCCAUUUUGAGGGCUGGAGGAUAUCUUUUUAUUGGAAUGUUUCAGUACAUCGAAUUCUCGGUUUUAAAGAAAUAGAUGGACAGCCGGAGCAGUUUGAAUAUACGGCAUAUGUGAUUCAUGCCUACAAAGAUAGAGAUUGGGUGUGGGAACACUUUUCCCCAAUGGAGGAAAAAGAUCCAUCUCUCAAAUUUUGUCUGGAAGAAAGAGACUUUCAGGCAGGUGUUCUUGGACUUGAAGCAAUUGUCAAUAGUAUCAAAAGAAGCAGAAAAAUUAUUUUUGUUAUAACACGGCAUCUUCUGACAGAUCCAUUAUGCAAAAGAUUCAAGGUAUACCACGCAGUCCAGCAAGCUAUUGAACAAAACCUGGAUUCCAUUAUACUGAUUUUUCUAGAGGAUAUUCCAGAUUAUAAACUUAACCAUGCACUCUGUUUACGAAGAGGAAUGUUUAAGUCUCGCUGCAUCUUCUAUUGGCCAGUUCAAAAAGAACGGAUAAAUGCUUUUUACCAUAAAUUGCAAGUAGCGCUUGGAUCUAGAAAUUUAGUACAUUAAAUGAGGAAAGAAAGAACUUUCUCAAUUGAAAAAGAUGGAACUCAAGUUUUACUUGAAAACAAUAUAAUCUGCAUAUUGAUAUUUACAGAUGUUGAUAUUCUACCACAGUUAUAUCUCAUAUAUGAAGAUGUGUCUCCACUGACACAAUUCAGGAGACAUGUUGGCAAUUGAAUUGACCGUCAGUAAACAUUUUAGUGUAUAAGAAAGUACAUCUUCCAGCUAGUAAAUACACAAUUGGUCACUGAAGCCUGUAAUAAAAGCUUUUAAAUAUUCUUUAUUGAAAGAAAAGUUAAUUAUGCGUAUGUUCAUGAUGAUUAUUUUUGGAUGCACUAAAACCAAAUGCAAGAUAUCUGUUUUAAUGGGUAUGAUGCUACUUAAAUUGUAGAAGAAUGAAAUACAAGGGUAACUCAAAAAGUUUAUGGAAAAUGAAGUGAAAUCAUUAUAUUUUUCACACAUCAUUUAAAGAUCUCCUGGUUGCAUUUAUAGUUUAAAAGGCUAAUUACAUGAUUUUUCCCAUUGAAAAGGAUUGUAUUUUAGUGUUGCUUGUCCAGGGGUGAUUCUGCUAAAUGCUUACAUAUCUUUUUAAUAUGCACUCAAGGGCAGAAAAAGUUUGCAAUUCACUUUGGUUUGUGAGUGAAGUAAAUAUGUAACUAAAUACUUGUAUUAUCCUGGGAUUUAAAUUGUUUCUACAGGAGAGUAGAAUGUUCCUCCCCUGAUCACUGACUCAAGAGAUGGAAUUGGUCAAAUUGUUUGAUCCCUCUGAAAUUUUUUGACUCUUUACCUUGAAAAUGCUGAUGAUAAACAUACUUUAAGUAUUUCUAUGUGGUUAGUUGCCGGAGGCCAGCUCUGGCUGACUCGAGAGCUUGCAAAGAAUGAGUGGCUCGGUGAGAUGACAAGAAGAAGAAAUAAGACGUGGAC